Molecule: messenger RNA, 618 nt
Organism: Paramecium pentaurelia
Lineage: Eukaryota; Ciliophora; Oligohymenophorea; Peniculida; Parameciidae
Source: the annotation of a GenBank genome assembly
GAAUGUCAUCUCAACUUACAAAAAAGCCAUCUUUAAAACUAUAAUUAAACAAGAAGACAUUGGAUAAUUUGGCAAAGGAGAAAACAAUUAUUCCUCCUAGUUCCAAAUGCUCUUAAAAGACUGUCUCCUCUAUUAAUGUAAAUAUAUAACUAUAAUAAUUUAUAUAGACUACUAGCUGUACAUCUUCAUCUUCUAAAUAAAACUAUCCAUGUAAAGAAUCAAAGUCAAAUCCCUCCAAAAAUUCAGAUUAACAUUCAUAAUUAAUUCAAUAUUUGCUCUAAGAAAAUAUAGAAUUAUAAAAAUAGAACUAAGACAAGGAUUAAUUGAUCAAUUUCUUAAGUACAAAACAAUCUCCUAAGAGAAGAUCAAUUUUAAAUACAGAAAGAAGCACUGAAAUCAAAUCUUAAAAACUUCCAUAAAUUUCAUAAGCUAAAAAUUCACUAGAGAUUGAUAAGUAAUUAUUUCUUUAAAUUCAAUAAUAGUUUAAAUGAUGGUAUUUGUGCACCAUUCUGUUUUACAUUUUGUCAAUAAGAUACUUAAAGUUAAUAAAGUGUAAGAAGUAAAAAAUUGCCAAAAGAAUUUUAAAUUGUACCAAACAAAAAAAGAUAUUUUGUAUGA